AUGCCACAGGGUCCCAAACUCUCUCUCGAGGAGCGGCGGAGAGGCGAGAUAGCGUUGAGUGAAUUUGCAGAAUAUGCAGAUAAGCAGCAAUCGCAUCGCUCGGCCCAGGUGGCCCCGAGCGAUAGCGGCUACUCGACUGCCCACGCCACCGAGGACCACGCGGAACUGGAUAUCCUUGACCAACUCACACUAUCCGAUACCCCGAAGACGGUCAAGUUGAAAGAUCUACUGCUCGGUACGGGUGAAGAAGCAGAAGAUAGUCUGCAGCUGCUGGGCAGUAUCCUGCAGGCCCGGAUUGACGAGGGCCAUGGGGAGACCAUCUUCGACUUGGGACUUGAGGAUGGUGGCGACUCAAUGGGCUUUGACCUUGAGCAAUGGAAUACGGCUCUACAGCGCCUGCGAGAGGCGGCAGAGGCCCUCCCGGCGCAUUGCCGAACCCUGCUUACCUGCAAUGUGGGCGACCCGGAGGAGUCGAAAACCAAGAAUGACCGGAUCAAGGGUGCCUGGGGCAAGAUCCUGAUCCGCCAGCCUGCGGAUACUGUGGAGGAGAUGGCUGAGAUCAGAAUAGCGGUUGUUGGGAAUGUCGACGCCGGGAAGAGUACCAUGCUUGGAGUCCUCGUCAAGGGGAAUCUCGAUGACGGACGAGGCAGGGCGCGAAUCAACCUCUUCCGCCAUAAGCAUGAGGUCGAAAGCGGUCGGACCAGCUCCGUUGGGCUGGAGAUCAUGGGCUUCGAUAGCCACGGCGAGAUUGUCGGCAGCUCGCAGGGCCGGAAACUUUCUUGGGAAGAGAUAGGAAAGCGAUCCGCGAAGGUGAUCUCUUUCUCCGAUCUGGCCGGUCAUGAGCGCUACUUGAGAACUACUGUCUUUGGCAUGCUGAGCAGCAGUCCCAACUACUGUCUACUGAUGGUCGCAGCUAACAACGGCCUGAUCGGUAUGAGCAAAGAGCAUCUGGGUAUUGCCUUGGCUCUGAAUGUGCCAGUCAUGGUGAUUAUCACCAAGAUCGACAUCUGCCCUCCGCAGAUCCUGCAGGAGACCGUCUCUCAGCUGACCAAGAUCCUUAAGUCCCCCGGGGCUCGGAAAAUUCCCAUAUUCGUGAAGGAUAUGGAGGAGACCAUCAACACCGCGACUCAGUUUGUCAGUCAGCGCAUUUGCCCCAUCUUCCAGGUGUCCAAUGUCACCGGUGAAAAUCUGGAGUUGGUACGGACAUUCCUGAACAUUCUUCCUCACCGGGGCCAAUACAACACAGAAGCACCCUUUGAAUUUCUGAUCAAUGAUACCUUCUCUGUUCCUCAUGUCGGAACUGUGGUGUCUGGAGUGGCCAAGUCCGGGGUGAUCCACGCUGGCGAUUCGGUGCUCGUGGGCCCUGAUUCUCUCGGCCAGUUCACCACGACUACAAUCAAGUCGAUUGAACGCAAGCGGAUCCAAGUGAAUGCUUGCUUUGCGGGACAGUCUGGCUCGUUUGCUCUCAAGCGUGUGCGCAGAAAGGAAGUCCGUAAGGGAAUGGUGGUUCUCAAGAAAUUGGAGCAGCCUCCCAAGGUCUACCGAGAAUUUGUCGCUGAAGUGCUCAUUCUUUCCCACGCUACCACAAUUAAGCCGAGGUAUCAAGCAAUGCUACAUGUGGGCGCAGUGAGUCAGACUUGCUCAGUCAUUGACAUUGACCGCCCCUUCAUCCGAACCGGUGAUCGAGCUCUUGUUGCUUUCCGGUUCAUCCAACGUCCGGAAUUCUUGGCCCCUGGCGAUCGAGUCCUAUUCCGAGAGGGUAAAACCAAGGGCUUGGGGAUUGUCAAGAGUGUUGGAUACGACCCGGAUCAUCCCCUGAACCCUGAAGCUAAGACCAAGUGA
Aspergillus fumigatus Af293 is the source of this 1842-nucleotide messenger RNA. RefSeq names its product putative GTP binding protein (GTPBP1). Lineage: Eukaryota; Fungi; Ascomycota; Eurotiomycetes; Eurotiales; Aspergillaceae. Bases 1 to 1842 code for a protein of 613 amino acids. Gene Ontology annotation, biological process: translational elongation. The transcript is spliced from 3 exons. The record is from RefSeq and is a predicted model, not a curated record. Gene Ontology annotation, molecular function: GTPase activity; translation elongation factor activity; GTP binding.